AACCUCUCUGGUGGACCUUUGAGACCUUUGAGUUUGGAUUAAUUGGAGGAUAUGGGGAGGACGAUUCAUCUUGCUCGGUUCCCUUCCUGGGUAACUGCGGAAGAAGUUAAGGAAUUUCUAGAGGGUCGUACUGGCAAAGGAACUGUUUAUGCAGUAAAAAUCAGGUCACCCAAGAAUCAAAGGCCAGAUGAGGAGGCAUUUGUUUUUGCUUUUGUGCAAUUUACAACUGCUACGAGUGCUGGUGAACUUGUAGACUACUUGGUCAAUAAGCGCCUGUAUUGUGGAAAUUUUUACCUGAAUGCUUCAUAUGCGAAACAUGAUAUAGUACCCAAGCCCUCGAUUCUCACUUUGGAGAAUAUGAGACUGCAUUUUGGCUGUCAAGUUUCAGGUGAUCAAUUCUGUGCUCUCUAUACUGGACAGGAUGUUGUGGUGAACUUUGGUUUUGACCUGCAGAAAAUAUACUUCUUCCUGUCUUAUGGAGGUGUAGAAUAUAAGCUUGAACUCUCUUAUGAUGACAUCUGGCAAAUCCAGCUUCGUUGUCCACGUGGUCGAUACAAAUACAAGUUUCUCCUAAUUCAGGUGCUUGGUGUUCCUCGGAUAUAUGAGAAACCUGUACACUCUUCAGGGCUUGUGUUUAAAGACUAUUACAAGGAUGCUUCAAAUGAUCAGUGGGAUAGAGCAACAGAUUUCACUCACUCAUUCUGUAUUGGACAAUCUUCUGCAAUUUGUUUAAGGAUUCCACACAAUUGUGCACUUCCAGAUUUCAAAAAACAUUUUGUCUACUAUAAAGAAGAUAAAGGUCAGUUUAUCUUGAAGAGUGGAUCAGCAUUCUCCAAUAAUUUGGAUCUAGUCCCCAUUGUUGGCCCUCCUGAUGUUCUUGAAUUGCAGAGAUUUCCAUAUGAAAUCCUGUUUAAGGUGUGUUCUUUGGUUCAGAAUGGGUGCCUUGCCGGGCCAAUGCUUGAUGCUAAUUUUUUCAAGUUAGUUCAUCCUGCUUUCAUUCCAGUUAACUACAUAGAGUGUGCCUUGGAGAAACUGUAUCAUUUAAAGGAAUGCUGCUAUGAACCUGUUGGGUGGCUCCAUCAGCAAUAUGGAAGAUACCGCAGAUCCAAUCGUACUCUUAGUUCCCCUACUAUUUCCUUGGAUGCCGGCUUGGUAUAUGUUCGCAGGGUUCAAAUAACCCCUAGUAAAGUGUACUUUUUUGGUCCAGAAGUUAAUGUUUCGAAUCGUGUGCUACGCCACUACUCUAACUACAUUGAUAAUUUUAUUCGAGUCUCUUUUGUUGAUGAGAACUUGGAUAAAAUGUACUCAAUAAAUUUAUCUCCAAGUACAUCUAAUGGCAGCGAGGAAAGGCGUACUGGAAUUUAUAGAAGGAUACUUUCUACAUUAAGAAAUGGCAUAGUUAUUGGAGAAAAGAGGUUUGAUUUUCUUGCCUUCUCAUCAAGUCAGUUGCGUGAUAAUUCUGUAUGGAUGUUUGCAAAAACAGAUGAUGGGAUUACAGCAGCAGAGAUCAGAAAAUGGAUGGGUGAUUUUCAUGAAAUAAGAAAUGUGGCAAAAUAUGCUGCUAGAUUGGGCCAAUCUUUCAGUUCUUCCACAGAAACUCUUAAUGUUCAUAGGUUUGAAGUUGAAAUUAUCCAUGAUAUAAAGCAGAGGAAGUAUAAUUUCUCAGAUGGGAUUGGUAAAAUUUCUGCUGAUUUUGCAAGGAGAGUUGCAAAAAAGUGUGGCUUAAAAAGUUCUACUCCAUCUGCCUUUCAAAUAAGAUAUGGUGGCUUCAAGGGUGUUGUGGCUGUAGAUCCUACAUCAACAAUGAAAUUAUCUUUAAGAAAUAGCAUGUGCAAGUAUAAAUCACAUAACACAAAACUUGAUGUUCUGUCAUGGAGCAAGGAUCAGCCUUGUUUUCUCAAUCGUCAAAUAAUCACUCUUUUGUCAACACUUGGAGUGAAAGACUACAUAUUUCUAAAGAAGCAAAGGCAGGCUGUAAUCAAACUGGAUGCUAUUCUAACCAAUCCAUCAAGGGCACAGGAAGCACUUGAGCUGAUGUCUCCAGGUGAAAACAGUAUUGUUCUCAAGGAAAUGUUGAUGUGUGGCUAUGAGCCUAAUGUUGAACCAUUCCUUUCAAUGAUGCUACAAGCAUUCCGGGCAGCAAAGCUUCAAGAACUACGAAAGAAGUCAAGGAUAUUUGUUCCAAAUGGAAGAUCAUUGAUGGGAUGUCUAGAUGAAACUCGAACCUUGGAAUAUGGGCAAAUAUUUGUCCAAGUUUCUAGAAUUGGGUGUAAACGAGUUCAUGAUAGUUCCCCUUUUAUUGUUGAGAGAAAGGUAAUUGUUGCUAAAAACCCAUGCUUGCAUCCUGGUGAUUUGCGUGCCGUUGAUGUCCCAGCAUUGCACCACAUGGUGGAUUGCAUUGUUUUCCCACAAAAAGGAGCAAGACCACAUUCAAAUGAAUGUUCAGGGAGUGAUUUAGAUGGAGAUUUAUAUUUUGUAAGUUGGGAUCCAGCACUUAUUCCUCCUCGUCAAAUUGAACCAAUGGAGUAUGAUCCAGCAGCAACUAUUACCUUGGACCAUGAUGUUACAAUGGAGGAAGUUGAGGAGUACUUCACAGAUUACAUUGUGAAUGAGAGCCUUGGAAUCAUUUCAAAUGCUCACUUAGUGUUUGCUGACAAGGAACCAAACAAGGCAGAAAGUGAUGAAUGUAUAGAACUUGCAAAGCUCUCCUCAAUUGCCGUCGAUUUCCCAAAGACUGGUGUACCAGCAGAAAUUCCAGCUUAUCUACGAGUCAAUGAAUAUCCAGAUUUCAUGGAAAAGCUUGACAAACCAACCUAUGAAUCAACAAGAGUGAUCGGAAAACUCUUCAGAGAGAUAAAAGACAAAGCAUCAGACACAUCCUUCAUAACAUUUACUCAGGAGGUGGCAAAGAAAUCUUAUGACCCAGACAUGGAGGUUGAUGGCUUUGAGGAUUACAUUGCUGAUGCUUACCAUUACAAAGGUGAAUAUGAUUCUAAGUUGGGAAACUUAAUGGAUUAUUAUGGAAUCAAAACUGAGGCAGAAAUCCUCAGUGGGAGUAUCAUGAAGAUGUCAAAAUCUUUCUCAAAGAAACGGGAUGCAGACGCAAUCGGAUUGGCAGUUAAGUCUUUAAAAAAGGAGGCAAGGAGAUGGUUUGAUGAGGGAGUUGGGAAAGGUUCAUCUCUUGAUGAGAUAUAUGCAAAGUAUAAAAAGGCAUCAGCUUGGUAUCAUGUAACAUAUCAUUCUGAUUAUUGGGGAUGCUACAAUGAGGGAACGAAUAGGGAUCAUUUCCUGAGUUUUCCAUGGUGCAUCUAUGACAAGCUGAUAAAGAUCAAGAAGACCAAAAACAUUUUCUUCAGGUCUCUUAAUUUAUCAUCACUGGAACACCAAUUUGCAGAUGGUUUCAUACUCAGUUGAAAAGGAGGGUUCCCUUCAAUUAAAUUUCUGAUGUUAAUUGCUUUUGUUGUUAUAUGUUUGGAUUGAGAAAAAACCAUUUAGAUUUAGGUGUGUAAUAAGUUGGGAGCUUGAUGGAACUCCUGAAUGUGACGUAAAUAGGGAGGAUUGAUCAAACUGCUGAAUAUGGCUUUUGUAGUUGCUGAUACUUAUAUUUGAAUUUGAAUACUAUAAAA
This is a messenger RNA of Telopea speciosissima, 3626 nucleotides long. RefSeq names its product probable RNA-dependent RNA polymerase 1. Gene Ontology annotation, cellular component: nuclear RNA-directed RNA polymerase complex. Gene Ontology annotation, biological process: siRNA processing. The transcript has 5 exons. The record is from RefSeq and is a predicted model, not a curated record. The coding region runs from base 52 to 3414 and encodes 1120 amino acids. Gene Ontology annotation, molecular function: RNA binding; RNA-directed RNA polymerase activity. NCBI's taxonomy places the organism in Eukaryota, Viridiplantae, Streptophyta, Magnoliopsida, Proteales, Proteaceae.